AUGAGUGGUGAAAGCAGUAGUAAUAGUGGUGUGAAUGGUGUGACGGGUUUGGACUGUACUAACGCUAGUCGUGGCGUUUGGUUAGUCAAAGUGCCGAAGUAUAUGAGCAACAAAUGGCAAAAAGCACUUCCACUCACAGAAGUCGGCCGACUCUCCAUCACUAAGUAUACCACAACUGACCACCACUUCAACACUUCCGCUCACUUUUCGCUCUCACCCACAGUGACCAAAAGUGAGACAAACGACUCCUCGGCGGUGAAACAAGUGAUGAUUCCGACCGAACAUCAGUUCGCCAUCUCUGACAUUAAGAACCAAACGCUCGCCGUUUUCUCCCAGAUGUCAGAGGAGUCGUCCACAUCAGGUCUGGCACUGGAGGGCAAUGUUGUCCAGAAGGGCGAGUGUCGGCCCAUCGGUAACGAUAACUACAUGAACCUGAAGAAGGAGACCAUAAGAAAGGCCUCACAACCGGCCAGAACUGUGCAACAGUUGGAUAGGGCUGUCAUCAACUAUAAGCCAAUCUCAGCGCACAAAUCAGAUGUGAUUCACAACUUAUUG
Molecule: messenger RNA, 555 nt
Organism: Medioppia subpectinata
Lineage: Eukaryota; Metazoa; Arthropoda; Arachnida; Sarcoptiformes; Oppiidae
Source: the annotation of a GenBank genome assembly